This is a messenger RNA of Manihot esculenta (cassava), 1153 nucleotides long. Its product is annotated as putative caffeoyl-CoA O-methyltransferase At1g67980. NCBI's taxonomy places the organism in Eukaryota, Viridiplantae, Streptophyta, Magnoliopsida, Malpighiales, Euphorbiaceae. The transcript is spliced from 4 exons. Gene Ontology annotation, molecular function: O-methyltransferase activity; S-adenosylmethionine-dependent methyltransferase activity. Bases 34 to 843 code for a protein of 269 amino acids. The record is from RefSeq and is a predicted model, not a curated record.
GUCGUUUCAUAUAAGGCUGAAAGUUAACUAAGAAUGUUGCACGUGCAGUUACCUCCUAAAGGCAUCCUCAAGAACAAUGCUCUUAUGAAGUACGUCUUUGAUACUAGUGCAUAUCCCAGAGAGCACAAGGAACUGAAGAAUUUGCGAGAAGCCACAGAGAAACGAUAUGGAAACGAUAGCCGGAUGGCUGUGCCAGUUGAUGAAGGGCAAUUCCUGUCAAUGCUAGUGAAGAUUAUGAACGCCAAGAAAACAUUGGAGAUUGGUGUUUUUACAGGCUAUUCUCUUCUUUCUACUGCACUAGCAUUGCCAGAUGAUGGCCAGGUUUUAUCCCUUAUGUGUAGCCAGAUAAAUAAGAAAUUCUUUAUUAUUUUUCCACAUUUUGAUGAUAUAAGAACGCAAGAUUUUGUGAAGCAGAUAACAGGAAUUGACAUAGAUCAAGAAGCUUAUGAAUUUGGAUUACAAUUCAUCCGCCAGGCAGGCGUAGAGCACAAGAUCAACUUCAUCCAAUCAAUUGGAAUUGAAGGGGUGAACCAAAUCCUGAACAACCAGGAUAAGGUUCCUAAGGAAGAAUUUGACUUCGCAUUUGUGGAUGCUGAUAAACACGGCUACAAGCAAUACCAUGAACAAUUGCUGAAGCUGGUUAAGGUUGGAGGCGUAAUAGCUUACGAUAACACUUUAUGGUAUGGCCUUGUUGUUGAAGAAGAAGAUGCAGUGCCCGAGGAUCUAAGGGGAUCCACCAAAGCUAUACUGGAUUUCAACGAGGCUUUGGCUUCUGAUCCUCGAGUAGAAAUAUCUCAUGUUUCUAUUGGUGAUGGUGUUACCUUGUGCAGGCGUCUCGUGUAGAAAUAUCUAGCAGACAUGAAGCUAGAUGGCGUACCAACUGGGAGAUCUAUGCAGUAACUUCCAUUUUUGUUUCCUUUACCUGUUUUCAGUGUUUUGUGUCUUUGUUGCCUUUCCUUCAAAUGGAAGUAAAGGUUUUUUUUAAUCAGCAGUUUGGAUAGCUUUAUUGUGCUGAGCAGUUUACAUGAUGCUUGGUCUGCUGGCCAUGCAUAGAUCCAGCUGCUGGUUUUUUUUUUUCCCUUCUUUCCUGAAAUAAUUCCUGUAAGAAUAAAGAAAGAUGAAAGGAAAGUUGUAAUAUUUAAUGUUUUUCAAA